GCCUUUACUCUCUCCCUGUAAACUCCCUUCUUUCUCUUCCACUUCAUCCUCGGAAAACAUGCCCAAGCCCUAACUUUCUCGCACUUUCCCGAGAAAGUUUUCGCUUGGAAAUUCAUCUGUAAAAUAUCGAAGGCAAAGUGACGAUGUCUGAUUCAGAUCCAUCGAAGAAAGUCGCCGAUAGGUAUCUCAAGCGCGAGGUUCUCGGUGAAGGUACCUAUGGUGUCGUCUACAAAGCAAUUGAUACUAAGACUGGGCAUACGGUUGCAAUUAAGAAAAUUCGGCUUGGGAAGCAAAAGGAAGGGAUCAAUUUUACUGCGCUUAGAGAAAUUAAACUGCUCAAAGAGCUUAAAGAUCCGAAUAUAAUUGAGUUGAUAGAAGCAUUUCCUCACAAGGGCAACUUGCAUCUUGUGUUUGAGUUUAUGGAGACUGAUCUUGAAGCUGUGAUCCGUGACCGGAACAUAGUCCUUUCUCCGGCUGACAUAAAAUCUUACCUUCAGAUGACCUUGAAAGGACUUGCUUUUUGUCACAAGAAAUGGGUUUUGCACAGGGAUAUGAAGCCAAAUAACUUGUUAAUAGGGCCUAAUGGACAGCUUAAACUAGCAGAUUUUGGUUUAGCACGUAUAUUUGGAAGCCCAGAUCGCAAGUUUACUCAUCAGGUCUUUGCUCGUUGGUAUAGAGCUCCAGAGUUGCUGUUUGGUACCAAGCAAUAUGGUGCUGGUGUGGAUGUUUGGGCUGCUGCCUGUAUAUUUGCAGAACUUCUUCUUCGCCGACCAUUUCUACAAGGGACAAGUGACAUCGAUCAAUUAGGAAAGAUCUUUGCUGCUUUUGGGACACCAACUAGUUCUCAGUGGCCAGACCUGGUAUAUCUACCUGAUUAUGUGGAAUACCAAUAUGUUCCUGCACCACCAUUGCGCCAAUUGUUUCCAGGAGUAAGUGAUGAUGCUCUAGAUUUGUUGUCAAAGAUUGGAAUACUUCCAUAAGCUUGUUUUACUACUGUCUUUCCUGUAUCUCAUUGACUUGGUGUAUAUUUAGAGUUAGGAUCCACAUAGAUGUGUAUGUGUGUAAGACUAAAUAAUUUAUCAGCCAUUGAUUUCACAAAUCCAACCAUUGAAAUGAUAAUAAUAUUAGUAAUAUAUUUAUCAACGUACUAAAUAAAUAUAGAGCAAUUAUCUCAGCUGUUAGAUUUGUCAAAUCAUUGUUAAUAAAUUAUGUUGAAAUUUAUUUACUAAGGUAAAGAUAAAGCUGCAGAGUAGUCAAUGUGUACAAUGAAUUUAAAUUAAAAGAUAAAAUCAUUAAUAUGAGCAUACCAUUAAUUAGAUGAAGGGUCUUACUUCCACCUUCUAGUUUCUGACAAUUAUAGAGUUUUAAAAACCAAAAAGAAAUGGAAGAAAGAGGGUUUUCCUAUUUAGUGUUGUAUUAUAAUACAAUAUCUCCACUGGAUUUUGUUGCUGGGUCCUGGAUCAUGGAAUAGUAAUUGCUGAAGCUUCCUUUCUAUGUGAUUGACGUUGGGAGAAGAAAAGGAGUUCAGUGUCAUGUUCGUUUUAUGGAGAAUAAUUUAAGAAUUAUAUUUGUUUAGCUUGAAUAGAUAUUCUUUUAUUUAAUGUCCAAGUUUGAUUUCUUUUAAUAUUCUUCUGCAGUGCUGAUAGAUCUCAUCUGAAAAGAAAACUAGAUCUUGAAUUCCAACACAAUGACUGAGGGAAUCUACAUAUUUGUAUUCAAGAGUUACGUUUUGGCUUGGCAGACAUUUAAGAGGAUUUUAGUUGGGGAUCAAAAUAAUAGAAAGAAAGAGAGAAAAGAAUGACUUCUUUCUAAAUUUUAUUUGAACUAUGUAUAUUAGCCACUGGGAACUGGGAAGGCAAAAUUUUGAAGUUUUUCUUCUCCAUUUUAAAAAGAGAGAAAAAGAUGAUAGCUGAUGCUCGAGAAUAGGUUGUUUGAUGAUUUCGGCUGAUUUAACUUUCAAGUUGUAUUCUAUUAGCUACGCAGUUCACCUGAUGUUGCUUUAGAUAAAUGUUACUGCCAGUCCAUCUCAAUCAUCUGUAAUUGCUUGAGAAUGGCUUGCAGAUUACACAAGGCAUGUAUUUUUUUUUUUUCUUUUUCAAGAGUGGAAAUUUUCUUUUGGAAUAGAAUUGUCCGCCUGCU
This is a messenger RNA of Rubroshorea leprosula, 2139 nucleotides long. The record is from the annotation of a GenBank genome assembly. NCBI's taxonomy places the organism in Eukaryota, Viridiplantae, Streptophyta, Magnoliopsida, Malvales, Dipterocarpaceae.